Bactrocera oleae (olive fruit fly) is the source of this 1401-nucleotide messenger RNA. NCBI's taxonomy places the organism in Eukaryota, Metazoa, Arthropoda, Insecta, Diptera, Tephritidae. The record is from RefSeq and is a predicted model, not a curated record.
UCUUAGUUCGAUUCAAAACGAAAAGGACAAUAGAUAAUUUUAACGACAGCGGAAAAGAAAUACCCGCAGCAAUGGAACUACCACCUCUGGGACUUUAUACAUUCAAUGUUACUUCGCCCACUGAGUGGAAACUAUUUCCUUGGAGAGAAACGGCCUCUACGAUAUUAAAUGAAAUGAAAAUAUUUAAUGAGAUUUUUAAAAUAAGUGUUUCUGUUGAGAAUUGCUUGCAACCAAAAUGGUUAUACAAUGAUUUGGAAACCACGAAAUCUUUUAAUUUAUAUGAAAUGUGCAAAAAUCUGGAUACCACAUGCAAUAAUUUGUUUGAAAUUUUAUUGGAGAACAAAUAUGUAUUAGCUGAAUUGCAGCGUUUUUCAUUAUUGCUGGAAGAAUCUGUCAAAAAUCGUGUUCGUCGCACUCCUCCACGGUGCAUCUAUUGUUUAAAUAAGCACGACAUUUGCAAUCAUGCUAAGAUUGCUAUUCUAUUUUCUGGUGGAAUUGACUGCUCAAUUUUAGCAGCGUUAUCGAACAAAUAUGUUGAUAAUUAUGAUUCAAUCGAUCUCAUAAAUGUGGCGUUUGAAAGACUAAGCCCAAGUCCAGAAACAAUUUGGGAUGUACCUGAUAGAUUAUCUGCCAAAAAAUCUUUUGCAGAGUUAAAAAAUGUAUAUCCCCAAAGAAAUUGGAACUUUGUCGAAGUUAAUAUAUCGCGACAAGAACUUUAUGAUAAUUUGCAGAAGCAUAUUAAACAUCUUAUAUAUCCUUUAAAAACUGUUUUGGAUGAAAGUAUUGGAUCUGCGUUUUGGUUUGCUUCCCGUGGCAAAGGAAUAUGCUUAGGAAAGGAAUAUUUAUCACCAGCAAGGGUUGUUAUAGUUGGAAGUGGUGCGGAUGAGCUGUUCGGAGGAUAUACGCGUCAUAGGAAUGCGUUUUGGCGCUUUAAAGGUACUGAGACCGAAAAACUUGAAAACCUUCAUAACGAAUUGGAUAAGGAUUGGAACCGAAUAUGGGCUCGUAAUUUAGGACGCGAUGAUAGGGUAGUAGCAGAUAAUAGUAGAACGUUAAGAGCGCCUUUCAUUGAAGAACAUCUAGUUCAAUACGUUCGCAGUUUCUCACCAUCGCAGCUUUGUUGCUUUCUACUGAAAGAAGGAGUAGGUGAUAAAUUAUUUUUACGACUAUAUGGUUUUCAAUUAGGUUUAAGAAAUAUAGCUUAUGAGAAAAAGAGAGCAAUUCAAUUUGGAUCAAAAAUAGCUAAUAAGAAACAAAAUGCAACUGAUCGUUCAAUUUUCUUGUAAUAUAAUAUUAUAUUAUAUGUAUUGAAAACUGAGAAGAAGAAAUUUGAUUCCAAGUUUUUCUAAUUUAACUUUUACAUUUUAACUAAUUGUUUGCAAAUAAAUAUUUAAAAGUUGA